Messenger RNA from Larimichthys crocea (large yellow croaker), 1421 nucleotides. RefSeq names its product N-acylethanolamine-hydrolyzing acid amidase. Gene Ontology annotation, biological process: fatty acid metabolic process. The coding region runs from base 90 to 1148 and encodes 352 amino acids. The transcript has 11 exons. Gene Ontology annotation, molecular function: fatty acid amide hydrolase activity. Gene Ontology annotation, cellular component: lysosome. The record is from RefSeq and is a predicted model, not a curated record. NCBI's taxonomy places the organism in Eukaryota, Metazoa, Chordata, Actinopteri, Sciaenidae.
UUUGUCUCUUAUGUGCUGACUGUGUGUGUGUUUGUGUGUGUGUGCGUAGCAGUGUCAGCCAGCGCCUGUCUCGGUUCGGACCGGUCGUGAUGAUGCGGGCUGUGCUGCUGCUGCUGCUCGGGCUUGUAGCGUCGUGCCGGGCAGAGUUCGCUCCGCCGACAGUGAAUAUCAGCCUGGAUGAAGAUCCAGAGGUGCGGUGGGCGCCUCUACUCAAAGUGUUCGACGUUGAGUACCUGAAGAAAGCCGCUGCGGAGGUCAUUGACACUACAGUUCCUAAAUGGGUCCAUCAGUUAGGCAAACCCAUUGUGAUGGCUUUGGAAAAGUACAUGCCUCAGCCCUACGCAGGGGAGAUCCGUGGCCUGGCUUCAUACCUGGGAGGAGACCUCGCCGAUGUCGUCAUUCUCAACUUUGCCUAUGAAAUAUCUGCAUUUUGCACUAGCAUCGUAGCUCAAGACAAAAAUGGGCACGUGUACCACGGCAGGAAUCUUGAUUAUCCGCAUUCUGUUCUGAGGAAUCUGACUGUCAACGUAGUUUUCCACAAGAAUGGAAAGGUAGCGUAUCGUGGAACUUCAUUUGCUGGCUACAUUGGCCUUUGGACAGGACAGAGUCCGAACAAGUUUACCGUGUCCGGCGACCAGCGAGGAAAGGAGCACUGGUGGAAUUGGUGGAAGAAUGUGGUGUCUGCCUUCCUCUUCCACAGAUCCCCAGUGAGCUGGUUGGUCAGGGAGACACUGGAAGAAGCAGAAGACUUUCAGGAUGCAGUCAUGCGCCUUUCCAAAAUCCCCAUCAUCACUGGAGUGUAUUACAUUGUCGGUGGGGUGAAAGCAGGAGAAGGAGCUGUCAUCACCAGAGACCGGACGGGUCCCGCUGAUAUCUGGCCACUGGACACCUUGUAUGGAGGAUGGUACAGGGUGGAGACGAACUUUGACCACUGGCUUCCCCCUCCAGCCAGAGAUCAUCGAAGAGAGGCAGCCAACAAAGCACUAAAUGCUACCGGUCAAGAUCACAUCAACCUGGACACGCUUUAUAAGGUUUUGUCACUGUUUCCAGUGUGUAACGGAAUUACUGUUUACACGACAACAAUGAGUGCAGCAACCCCUGAGAAGUACAACACACUUGUCAGGCCGCAGGGCUGCAGAAUGAGCUGACAGGCAUCAAGCAGUCAACAACAUGCAAAUUUUUGCUGCAGUGUGUCCUUGCGGGCCUGAACAUCAGGAAUAUAUUGGGGAUUGGGGAUCAUAUAAUCAAUGAGUAUGGAAGGAAACUGGACACAAGCAAGGGGUGACCGUGACCUUUUCUGCCUCUAAUGACACAAAAAAUGUUAGGAUCACUUUUGUUACCUCAUGUACCUGUGAUUUAUAUGUCAAGCUGAAUAAAAUUUUGGUUACUUUAACUGUCAUGAUCAUCUGCAGUCAGCUGAA